GUGGAGGGAGGGGGCUAUCAUGAGUGAGACAGCUUAACUUGGAGGGCAAGGGGACGUAAGUCUGGGCACCUAGUUGGAAACCAGUUGGAAAUCCUGCAAAUGAGUAAUUUCUUAAAGGAUCCAGCGGUCAUUUUUCCCCCCUUAGAUCCCGAGGAACUGGGGGACCUGAAUCUGAGGGUGAAAAGCUGAGGCCAAAUCUUCCAAAAGGCAACAAGGGUAGCUGCUAAUGCAAUAUGAUCCUCUGGGACUCGCUCUAAAAAUACCAUCCAGCCAGGAGUACAUGCGCAAGCUACAUUCGCCUAAUUGGAGAAAGAUUAAACAUUUUGUUUUCAGCUUCUCUAAUUGGACAUCUCAAGGAUGUGAGAAACAUAUUCCAAUACAUUUAUGAUGCAGAAAACCUUUUUUGCAACAUUUCCAUGUGCCUGAAGGCCUUUUGGGAGGUCUUCUGUUAAUGCAGGUAGAGAUUUCCUCUUUUCUUAAAGAAAUCAUUUGAUAAGUAAGUAUUGCAUUUAACUGGUGUAGACAACUUAAAUCUGGAGUCGAGUCUGUCUUACAUUUGAUAAUAUUUAUUCGGAAUAUGUUUACCAUAUCAAAACUCCAAAUUAUUAAAGGCUAUUUUAUUUUUGGACAAUUUAUUGUGCAUUAGAGAUACCUAUUAAUGUAAGUUUAAUUGAAGCUUCAGUCAGUUUAAUAACGUGUAGCAGUCCAUAAAGAAGCUCUCCACUGGAUCAUGCGGAAAGCUGAGGUCCAGAUGACCCUGAAGAAGGGUGCUGAUGAAGAAGCAGGAGGAAUGGCAUCUCCCAGCCCCAGGAUACCAUCAAAACGGGCAAAAGUUACUUCUGAUCAUGUCGUACCAGACCCUGCUGCUUCUUUGUACCCAACCCCAACUCCUCCAGUGUUCAUCCGGAAGAUGAGGAACGCUGCAGUAGGCACUGGCUGUGAUAUCCGUCUGAAAGUGGCCGUGGCUGGAGACCCACAACCUACCCUCUACUGGUACCACAAUGAUGACCUGCUCAACAUGGAUAACCAGGAAUACGGAGGCCUGUGGAUCAGGGAUUGCAAACCCAGUGACGCUGGCCUCUAUACCUGCAUCGCCAUCAACAAUCUUGGAGAGGCCAGAAGCAGUGCUGUCCUAGCCGUUUUGGAUUUGGGUGAAGACUCUGAGACUACAGAAGACGAAGCCGCUGAGCCACAAAUACCCCUGGAAGCUAAAGAAGGAGCCAGAGGUUUUCAGGAUGAGGCCCAACGAGUGCCUGCAGGUGAGAGAAUGAUGGAUGUCGGCCCAGAUGCGAGCGAUCGCUGGGCCACCGGUGAGACCACAGUGUUGGAGAAGGAAGCUCUAGCCCUGGGAUCAAGAGCUCUGGGGCCACAGUCAGCCAGGAGUCCAUCUGAAGAAGUUUUGAGGGAAUCUCCCUCUCAAGUCAUACCGCCCCCUUCCCCCCAAAUUGGCCGCUCUACUGCCUCUCCUUUGCUCAGCCGUUCUGGUUCAGCCCCUGCCACACCCGUAGCCCCACGCAAGAAAGUUGUUGUGCCAACUGAAUAUCAAGACACAGUACCAGGAGAGUUUGAGGAGAAGAUUAAGCAACCCAAAUCCUCAGGCAUGUCUCAGAGUAGUGCUCAAGACUCUCGACCCCAAACCCCUGUCAGCGAGUAUUCCCGAAAGGAACUUACACCUCGGCCCUCACCAAAACUGACAAGAGCUAGCUCCAAAAUCUUUGAGAAGGUGCGAGUCUUUGAAGAGCGCAGAAGAAGUAUUGAUAACCCAGAGGGAUCUAUAUCUGGACGGUCUUGGGCUGGAUUUAAUAGAGCUUCGUCUAUCGACUCUGAUGAAGGAGGGAGCCGGUUGGGGAUCUCGAGGGAAAGCUCCAAAGAAGACCUACGUGAGGCUCUGAAGGCAGAUGCAGACCAGAGAAGGACCAUGUUUAAACAGCGGGCUACUUCCCUGGAGGACAGACCCCAUUACACCCAAAAGGUGCAGGACAUUGAGAACAAGUUCACAGAGGAGCUUCAGCGCAUCAAAAAGCUUGUCGGUAAACCAAACAUGAAGAAAUCCUUCUCAACAGAGCAGCUCUCUACUUUUCGCAGGAGCAGGCAGCCUGUAAGCAAGUUAGAGCCCAUCCCGCCUCAGGUUCUUCAAAAGCUGCAGGAUAGAGAGCGUGCUCAGCGAGAGCAAGAGAUGAGAGAGAGAGAACAACCAAAAGAACGCUCACCUCCAAAAUCACCAUCUCGCAGACGAAAAGUCCAGCUGGCACAACAAUCACUGGAAAAUGUUGAAAGUGAUCGGUCUGUCCCAACCACCAAGGUGGUAAGCACAUUUGGACAAGAACCAUCCCCUCCAGAAGCCAUGUCACUCUUUGAUUUACCCGGACAAAGGUCUCCAAGACUUUGGGGUCCAAGCCCGAGCAGAGAUAGUCCUCGAAGGUCUCCAACUGUAGAGAUUAAUGCCAUGGCUGAAGAGCGCUCUCGAGGUAGAGCUGAAUCUCCAUCCCGCAAUGUCUUAGAGAUGACAUUACGCAAGGUGGAACCAAGACCUGCAAGUCCACUAGUAAAGAGGGUUGUUCGUGUUCGGGAAGUUCCACAAGCAGAUGAUGAGUCCAUGCAUAGGAAGACACCAAUAGAGGUCACGCUGAGAAAACUGGAAAGAAGGCCUGAAAGUCCUCUGGUGCAAGGAGAAACUGUAGCUAUUCAAGAAUGUCCUGUCCAAGCUCCCCCCAAACCUCCAAGAGUUUGCUCAUCUUCCUUAUCUGAGGAAAAGAUGGAUCUGGAUGUGACUCCUUUGCCACCAGCACCAAAGCUCACUAUACCUAAAAUUAUUGUUGAAGAGGAGCCAAUAGAGACAGACAAACCUGCAGAAAAGAAUGAAAAGUCUAAGAAAAGUGGCACUGCUAAAGAGGAAAAACCCCAAAGAAGCAGAGGAAGAGGACGCAGACAACGACCAAUGUCCCCUGAAUGUGAAUCUUCAGAUGACUCAUACGUGUCUGCAGGAGAGGAUCCUCUAGAGGCUCCUGUGUUUGAGUUUCCACUUCAGGACACUGUGGCCUUUACUGGAACAGAGGUGCUUUUAAAAUGCAUCAUCAGUGGCACCCCUCUCCCAGAAGUUACAUGGAAGAGAAACAACACAGAGAUCAAGAACAGCCCAACUCAUGUUGUGAAGGUAGAGGGAGAAAGGCAUUCAUUGCUCAUCAAAUGGACAAAGCCAACUGAUGCAGGAACAUACACAGUUACUGCUACUAACGAGGCUGGCGAGGUGUCCAGCAGAGCUACACUUUUCAUCAAAUCAGAGCCCAGUCUGGACCAGCGACGGAACCUUGGUGUACCCAUGGACGUCAGCAGUCCCAUCACAUCUGAUGAAGAGUACCUCAGUCCUCUUGAGGAGGGGACGGACUUCUCCUUCUACAGGAGACCUGAGCUGAGGAAGAUUGUGGAUACUCGAUUCAAGGAGCCUCCAUCCUUUCAGGUUGUUAUUGGAGACCAAUCAGUUACAGAGGGUCAAGAGGUGAAAAUGUCUGUUCGAGUGAGUGGACAGCCUAAACCCAUGCUUUACUGGCUGAGAGAUAGAGUAACCAUUAAAACGGAUGCACGGCAUAUUGUACAUGAGACAGAAGAGGGCAACUUUGAAAUGAUAAUUAAAUCGGCACAGAAGUCAGACUCUGGUGUUUACACCUGCAAGAUCAUCAACGAGUAUGGGACUAAACACUGUGAAGGCAAACUAGAGGUGAAAGCUCGUCCAAUAGAACCAGGCCUGGCCAUCAUUCGGCCAGUGAGGGACGCGAUGGUGAAGGCAGGGGAGACUGCCUUGUUCGAGUGUCAUGUUAUCGGCCCACAGGACACAGAUGUUGAUUGGCUGUCAGAUGGGAAACUCAUUCAACCAGCUCUGUUGAACUGUAAGAUGCACUUUGAUGGGAAAAGAUGCAGGCUGUUGCUUAACUCUGUACAUGAGGAUGACAGUGGAACAUACACAUGCAAACUGAGUACAGCAAAAGAGGAGCUGACUUCUAGUGCCAAGCUAAAGGUCGUAGCAUCCAUAGAACCCCUCUUCACCCGUAUGCUGGAUGUACUAGAAGUUGUCGAGGGUCGUAAUGCUCGAUUUGACUGCAAGGUCAGUGGGACGCCGCCUCCUCAGGUCACCUGGAGCCACUUUGAUCAUCCGCUGGAGGAAAGCGAAGACAUUCGGAUCUUAAAAGAAGGUGGACGGCACUCAUUAAUCAUCUCUCAUGUUAAUAAUGAAGAUGAGGGUCUCUACACAGUAGUAGCACGGAACUCACACGGAGAGGCUGAGUGCGCAGCGGAGCUGUAUGUGCAGGAGCCCAGACCAGCAAUAUCCUCUCAAAUAGCAAAGCUGGAAAAAAUGCCCUCCAUUCCUGAGGAACCUGAGGUGCCUGAGAAUGAGGUGGAACGUUUCACCAUGCCUGACUUUGUCAAGCCGCUGUAUGAUCUGGAUGUAGUUGAGGGCAGAGAGGCUGUGCUCAGGUGCAAAGUGGCUGGCCUGCCAUACCCAACUAUAAUCUGGUUUCACAAUGGCAAGAGGAUUGACAGCACUGAGGACAGAAAAAUGACACAGUUCAGAGAUGUUCACAGCCUUGUGAUCCGCUCUGUUUGUCAUGCCCACGGAGGAGUUUACAAGUGUGUCAUUUCCAAUAAGAUGGGCAAAGCCACUUGCUAUGCCCAUCUUUAUGUGACAGACAUCCUUCCUGACCCGCCAGAUGGGGCCCCAGUCAUUGAGUCCAUCACUGGCAAGACUAUCACACUUAGCUGGAAGAAACCCAGAAGACUGGAUCCGUCCAUUGAUCCUAGCUCCCUGAUGUAUGCUGUUCAGCAGCAAGCUCUAGGGUCAAUCCAGUGGACCAUCAUCGCAUCUUGCCUGAAACAGACCACCUAUACUAUUACCAAUCUGUCUAAAGGUGUCUGCUACUUCUUCAGGGUGCUAUCAAUCACCAGCAAGGCCUUUAGCAAGCCAUCACCUGUCACUGAGCCAGUGCAGCUGCUAGAUAGAGGUCCAUACUUCCAGGAGGCUCCUGUAAUUGUUGACAAGCCAGACAUUGUGUAUAUGGUGGAGAAGCAGCCCUUAAGCAUCACACUCACUCUGAACCAUGUCAAUGCAUCGGUCACAUGGAAGAGAGGAGGGGUGACGUUGGCUAACAGACUGGGUCUGUUUGAGUUGAGCAUGCCUGAUGAUGACCAGCAUACACUGAAGUUGUGCAAGGUAAAGAGCAGUGAUGUUGGUCAGCUCACCUGCAUCGCCAGCAACAAAUACGGCAGCGACUCCUGCACCCUAACCUUGGAAAUGGCAGUGGCACCAACUUUUGAGACUAUCAUGGAAGACCUGGAUGUGAAUGUAGGUGAGACUCCUCGUUUUGCAGUGGUGGUUGAAGGAAAGCCCGUCCCUGACAUCUUCUGGUACAAGGGAGACACCCUGCUGUCCGAAAGCAGCCAUUUUACAUUUGUGUACGAUGACAAUGAAUGUUCUCUAGUGGUACUGAACACUCAAGCCGAUGACUCAGGAGUUUACACCUGUACUGCUAAGAAUCUGGCCGGUUCUGUGUCCUGCAAGGCUGAGCUGACUGUCCACAUCGUUAAAGAGUACAAAGACGACCCCAAAGAGGAUGAAGCGUCCAUCCUAAGAAAGAUGCGAAGGCUCACUGAUUACUAUGACGUGCACAAGGAAAUUGGGAGAGGGGCGUUUUCAUAUGUGAAACGAGUGAUGCAGAAGACGGGAAAGAUUGAAUAUGCUGCCAAGUUCAUUUCUGCUCGGGCUAAACGGAAGGCCUCCGCUCUGAGAGAGCUUAACACACUGUCCCAUCUAGACCAUGAGAGGAUCCUCUACUUUCAUGACGCCUUUGAGAAGAAGAAUGCUGUCAUCAUCAUUACAGAGCUAUGCCACGAGGAGCUUCUCGAAAGGCUUACAAAGAAAUCAACAGUAAUGGAGUCAGAGAUCCGAUCCAGCAUGAGGCAGCUGUUGGAGGGUAUUAGCUAUCUUCAUCAGCAUGACAUACUUCAUCUAGACAUAAAGCCUGAUAAUAUCCUCAUGGCAGACCCUAGUAGUGAUCAGAUCCGCAUAUGUGAUUUUGGAAAUGCUGUAAAGUUCACGCCUGAUGAGGCACAGUACUGCAAAUAUGGCACUCCAGAAUUUGUCGCCCCAGAGAUUGUUAACCAAACACCCAUCUCCAAGGCAACGGACAUCUGGCCUGUUGGAGUUCUAACAUACUUAUGUCUCACUGGAGUUUCUCCUUUCGCCGGAGAAAACGACCGGAGUUCUGUUCUCAACAUCAGGAACUAUAAUGUGGCUUUUGAAGAGAGCAUGUUUACCGACCUCUGCCAUGAAGCUAAGGGAUUCGUCAUCAAACUGUUGGUGGCUGAUAGAUUGAGACCCAAUGCUAAUGAAUGUCUUCGGCACCCCUGGUUCAAGACCCUGAAUAAGGGAAAGAGCAUCAGCACAGAUUCACUCAAAAAGUUUUUGUCAAGAAGAAAAUGGCAGCGGUCUCUUAUCAGCUAUAAAUCUAAGAUGGUGAUGAGGUCUAUACCUGAGUUACUGGAUGACUUUUCCAGCCAUAUUUCCAUUGCUGUUCCACGACAUCUGAAACAAGGCUCACCACCACCUUCAUCAUCUUCAGAUUCAGAUGAAGACAUUGAUGAGCUGCCUUUUAUCCCAAUGCCCAUAAGCAUGGAAUUCUCAGGUUCUAGAAUGUCACUGACUGAAAUUGUAGGGGGUGAUGAAAUGACAGGUAGACCGAAUGGAAAUGCUGAGAAGCCUGCUUCAAGCCAUCAGAAGUCAGAGCCUAUGGAAGUGGAGAUGAUAGAUGGAGAGGGUGGAGAUUCAUCUGCUAGAGGUAGAGCCAGGAAGAGGUCAACGCAAGAAGAUGAAAAAGACUUAUCUGAUGAAGAACCAUCAGAAUUGGCCAAAAGAGCCAAACAGGCAAAGAGACCAAUGCGCAGAGGUUCAAGCAUGGAGUCAGAUGAAUCUGAGGGAGUGCGUCACAGAGGAGAGUUUCGCAGAGGAAGCUCGGCUGACAGUGCCCUACAGCUUCACAUCAAACCAGAGGAGGGCACAGAAGAAAACUCUACCGAUGGAAGUAGAAUUCUACAAAAGUCAGUAUCUAUGGAGCUUCCAAGGAGAAGCCCAAGUCCAGGAGCUGCAAAGCUGAGCCAGGAAGACUAUGCCCUGAAAUUGGAACUGAUGAGGCAGAGACUCCUCAGGGGUGGCUCUGUAGACAACAAGAUGAGUGGAUUACGAGGCCCAUUGCUUGAGACAUUAGGUAUGGGGGAUGAGAAGCGAUAUGUGCGGGGGUCUCACCUUGGUAACCCUCCGCUUGUUAGAGCGGCAUCCAGCGAGUCUCCUAGGGAUGACAUUCCAAAGACUAAGAUACUCAGCAAGAGUGCUUCCUUCAGCCAGGGUGAUUCAGAGCCUAUGCCCCUGCAUCGACGGAUGGGAGCACCUCUAGAGAUCCCACUAGCACAAAUAGAAGAGAGACGACUGCAGGAAGCUGUAUCUAUGUCUUCUCUCACAGAGCCAGUGAAGGAUUCUCACCCUGUCACCCGUAAAAUUCAUACGCCAGAUCCAGAGAGACAUGAGGAAGACAAAAUUGAGAAAAAAGAGUCACCAGUCUACAAGGACAAUAAAUCUAAAGAAGUCGUUGUUGUGCCAAAGACUAAUGCAGAUGAAUCCAGAAGUGUUGAUCAGAAAUCUUGGGAGACUGAUGCACAAGAGAAUGUUCAGAGCAAGUUAGAGGAGCUCAGUGAUGAGUCUGAAAAAGUAGAUGAAAUUAAAUUGAAAACCCCCAUAGUUGAGGAAACAAUUGAGGAAGAGGAGGAAAGAGAGGAUAAAGAACCAGAGAAAGAAGUGGAGCCUCUUGCUCCAGAGAUUGAUGUUACAGAAGUUGAGGAUGAUGGAAAGGCAUCACCAAAGUCUCCAGAGAUCACCAUUUCCACCAGUUCCAUCAUAGUGACCCCAACAGCUGCCCCAGCUCCCAGCCCCCAGAGUGUUGUAUCAACCUUUGUGACUCCAUCACUCCCUGCACGUACAGUGCUCCCAGAUGGUAGGGUGUCUGCAUAUGCCAGUAUCAUGCAGACUAUAAUGGUACCGUCAGUCGAGGCAUCUAGCCAACCUGAUCCUGUUCCUGUACCUUCACCUACAACAACAUCCACCCCACAAUCAGUUCCAGUCUAUGCACCCAUUUCCAGACACAUCUCUGAACCAACCCUUUUGUCAACUUCAUCCAAUCCAGACCUUCACCAAUUCACUGAACAUCCUGCAGUCUUUUCUCGGGUUGCCUCAACAGAACAUCCUCCUAAAGAGCCAAGUCCUCCUAAGACUCCCACUCAUGCCUCCCCUAAGCGAGAACCAUCUCCUGGAUGCAACAUUCAGGACCUUGCAUCUGAGGAGGUCUUUGAAGCUCGCUUCAAGAAGCGUGAGUCCUCUCUAACCCGUAGUCUUAAACGCUUCUCAUUCCAGAAGACUGAAGAAAAGCCUUCAACUGUUGCUCCAGAAACUACAGAAGAAAUGUAUCGCCCAGGGCCAACUGGUGCACCUUUAGAAUUUGUACCAAGAAGGUUGGAGGAGAAGUCCAAGUCAGUUCAGGAUCUUCGUGAGGCUGAGAAGGACCCUGGGUUCAUGAGGAGACUCUCAAUGCGCUUGAAGAGAGCCCCAUCAAUAGAGAGGCAGGAAGUGAAGCUAAAAGAGGAGGAAGCUUCAGCACCCAGGCGUCGUCUGUCCUGGGCACUGGGAAGGAGGGGAUCCCAAGAAAAGAAAGAGAUUGAGAUGGUGAGGUUGGAUGGAGGUCCUGAGGCUCCCCCAGAGCCUGAGUCCAAAGCACCCUCAGAGUCACCGAUCCUUGCCAUGCGCAAGAAGAUUGGCAGUACCAUGGCAAGCCUAUCAACAAGGAUUAGGAGCCACUCUGAGGAAAGGAAAGAUGCCAGUGAAACUAAGAUGGAGAAGAGGACACCUAUAUUUACAAAAAUGCGGCGUUCCACCUCAGAGGGUAGCAGUCUGAAGAGGAUGGGUGUUCCACAGAAUCAACUGGCUACCCAAUCAGGGAAAGGGACCUCAUCAGAAUCUCUCGAUUCCAUGUCAAGCAUCCAGUCAGAAUCAGCUGUUAAAAGUGCAGAAAUUGAGCGCAGAUCACGAUGGGACCGCUGGGGGUUGACAAUGGGAAAAAGAGAUAAGACGGUUUCCCAACCAGACAUCCCAGCUUCCAUUGCCAGGGAGAAUGGCUCUCUUCGCUCUCGCCAGUAUACAAAUCUAACAUCUGACUUCCCUCCUGUGUUCCAUAUCAAACUAAGGGACCAUGUUCUCUUGGAGGGAGAUCCCGUCACUCUUAGCUGCCUCCCUGCUGGCAGUCCUCACCCACACAUAUCAUGGAUGAAAGAUAAGAAGCCACUUAUAAUCGACCCAAGGAUGAACAUGAUAUCCUGUCCUGACGGGAGACAGCUGCUGAUGAUUAUGAAGACCACCAAGAAGGAUGCAGGCCUUUAUGAAUGUGUGGCUUCAAAUGCACUGGCCUCUGUCACCAGCUCAUGUGUCGUGUCCCUUGCUCGUCUGCCUAAUAGUCCUGGGACACCUGAGGUUCAUCAGAAGUAUAAAAACACUGCUCUGGUGGUAUGGAGACCCUCUGACACCACGGCACCGUGCACCUACUCUCUGGAGAGGAAGAGAGAGGGUGAGACUAACUGGCUGAUAGUAGCCACAGGUGUGGCUGACUGUUACUACAAUGUCACGGACUUUCCAACUGGAGCUGCAUACAGGUUCAGAGUGGCCUGUGUGAACAAGGCUGGCCAGGGACCUUACAGCAAUCUGUCUGAAAAAGUUGUCCUGGACCCAACAGCAUCCCAAAAUUCUAGUGGAACAUUUGUUGUCAAGACACUUUCAUCAGCUCCGGCUCCUGCGCCUACAGUGGUAACUUCCACCAUGACUUUACCUGCAAUGAAGCCUGCUUCCAUUAAACAAGCUGCAGCACCACCGGUGACUUCAGCGCCCUCUACAGUACAGCCGGUAAAGCCUGUGUCUCCACCUCCUGCUCCUGCAUCAGCUACAACACCUUCCCCUGCAACCCUUCCCCAGAGUCAUCGUACUGUGCCUGAUAUCCGAACUCCAUCCCCUAGUGUUCCUACCUCAGCUAAAGCUAAGACUACUCUCAACAUCACUAUGGCCAAACCCUCCCCAGCAUCCCCUGCAGCUCAACCUCCACCUGCCAGACCCUCACCACCUGUCGUUCUGCCCAAACCUCAGACCCCAGUCAAUGCGGUCUGCCCCCCUCCUCAAACCCCUCCGGUGUCCCCGCCCCCUCUAGUCUCCCCUCCGCCUGCUAUCGGCAAGCCUAUCUCCUCAGUGCCUAUGUAUGUCCCGGCCACCACCACAACACAUGUGACCCCAGUCACCCCAAAGACGCCUUCUCCUGCCCUCUCACCACCAGUGGUGUUAGUUACAAGUCUGAGUCCCGUAGGGGAGGGUACUGGCCCACCCAAUCGUACGACUCCAAGUGGGAGAGCCACUCCUUCUGGACAAAUCACUCCUACAGGGCGCAGGACCCCUAUAGGAAAACCUGGAGAAUUGACCCUAAGGCAGGGAGUCCCACAGAAACCAUACACAUUCAUGGAUGAGAAAGCAAGAGGUCGUUUUGGUGUGAUCCGAGAGUGUCAUGAAAAUGCCACUGGUAACCUGUACAUGGCCAAGAUUGUGUCGUAUGAGCCUGAGAGCAAGCAGGCCGUGUUACAGGAGUACGAUAUACUGAAGUCCCUCCAUCAUGAGAAGGUCAUGGCUCUGCAUGAGGCCUACGUGACGCCACGCUACCUGGUGCUCAUCUCUGAGUGCUGCUCAGGGAAAGAGCUGCUCUAUAGUCUGAUUGACAGGUUCCGAUACUCAGAGGAUGACGUGGUGGCGUAUAUCGUACAGAUACUUCAGGGUCUGGACUACCUGCACAGCCGGAGAAUACUGCAUCUGGAUAUCAAACCAGACAAUAUCAUUGUAACUUACAUGAACGUGGUUAAGAUCAUUGAUUUUGGUAGUGCACAGACCUUCAAUCCGCUGUUCCUGAAGCAGUUCUCCCCUCCCAUUGGAACACUGGAUUACAUGUCUCCUGAGAUGUUGAAAGGAGAUGUGGUGGGUCCACCGGCUGACAUCUGGAGCAUUGGCGUAUUGACUUAUAUCAUGCUCAGCGGAAGACUGCCGUUCACUGAGAAUGACCCUGCGGAGACAGAGGCCAGGAUUCAGGCCGCCAAGUUUGACCUCAGUAAGCUCUACCAAAAUGUGUCCCAAAGUGCCUCUCUGUUCCUCAAGAAGAUCCUGUGUAGCUACCCUUGGGCCCGUCCUACCAUUAAGGACUGCUUUAACAACUCCUGGCUGCAGGACGCUUAUCUAAUGAGACUGCGGAGACAGACUCUCACGUUUACCACCACACGCCUCAAGGACUUCCUGGAGCAGCAGCAGCGGGUCAGGGCCGGGGUGGCAACAAAGCACAAAGUCCUUCUACGUUCCUACCAGAGCACUCCACAAACCCCAACUACCCCCUCAACACCCGGCACCCCUGCGGCACCCAUCCCUCAGUGAGCUCCAGCACAGGACGAGAUGAGAGAUGGCUCCGGGGUUCUCCAGGAUAAGGACAGAGAGAGACACAGCCUCAGGACAUCCCAGCACCUCUAAGCUGCCCUUGGUGGGCUCUUAGGGGACCGGUUAAUAUAUGGUUUGUGUUAGCAUAACAAGCACAGGAUCUUUUGGCCUCAACACCUGGGGUCAGUUCUGAGACAAGAAACACACACACACACACACACACACACACACACACACACACACACACCUUCAAAACUUUCAUACAAAGCAUAAUGGAUUUCAGCACAUUUACUGUACCUCUGUUAGCCAGCAUGCACAGUGCAGUUGAGUUUUUGUCCAGGAUGAUGGCCUUACUUUUUUCUUAUGACUUUUUGACAAACCAAUUUUAGCAUUUGGAUCUCUAGCGAAUGGUCAGAAACUUUGGACCCAUCAUGGUUGAGAAGAGUGACUAUAUUUAAUUUACAAAGACAGCGAUCUUGUCCAUCACUUGACGCAUAAAAAAAUGUCACUGUGUCAAUGUGUAUUUUUUGUGGUGUCUUCCAAUUGUGAACCAGGGCUUUGAGAUUUGUGGAAAAUGGUGUAUAUCUUUUUUUGAACUAGUUUUUAUGGCAUAAGUAAUACUUUUAUUACUGCUAGUUGUAAUGUAGUAAUUAUCAGUAUAUAUGAAAACUAUUGACUGAAAUAGUUUUGAGCACUCUAGUUUUCUCACUCUAGUGCCGUCAUUUACAAAACGCUUUUUGUCUUUUACUAAAGUGUUUUGACCCAAACUAAAGUGGAUUGAUUUUAUUGUAAUAUUGAAAGCCCUCACAGCUUUAGGGAGUGACUUUUUCCAAGAAUUCCCAGUGCACUGAAGCUCAUACGGUUUGGCUUUCCCUGACACCUGACAUCUUUUGAUAUGUUGCGGUAAUUGUGUUUAACUCCAGGAAUGUAUUAUAUAUUGCAGAUUUCAGCGCAUACAAUAGCGUACGCAUGCAUCAGUACAAAUUCCUCUUCAUAGCUUUUUGUUUUAAGGGGAAAACUCAGUCCCUGUGAAUGCAAGAGAAUGGUAUAACAGCCAAAUUGCAGAGUGAAUUCAAUUCUGUACUCUAGUGCUAAUUGUCUUCAUGCAAAGAUCAGCUGGUUCAAGAUGUGCCUGGAAAAAUACCUACUGAUCAAUCAUAUGGAAUGGAAAUGACUCAUAAAAGUGCCAUUUUUUUCUGAAGGGACUAGAAUAUGUUGCCAAACAUGUUAGCUGCUGCAUUUAAAUGUUUAUGAGAAUCUAAAGUAUGUUAUUUGAAGGUUUUUGUUGUAAAAUGUAUUUAUUCCCCAUAUAUGAGAAUAAAUUUAUGGUCAUGAUUAUCAUAAUCAUAACAAUAAAAUCAUAAUCUUCACUCAAUUAUAUAAAAUAUAAACUAUAUUAAGAUUUAUUUCUAUAAUAUAUUAAAUGUUUUUUCCACAAAAAUCUGAGAUUUUACGAAAAUGUUAUGAAUCCAAAAAGCGUAUUAGAUUUUAUUUGAAGACGAUGAACAUGUGUUGAUCUUGAUUUUAUUUUAUUAGAGACACUGUUAAAGUAAUUACAUAGUUUGUAUCAUUUGGAUUUAUUUUGCAUCCUGUUGAACAUAGAGUCACAGACUCAGUGCUUCUUGUAUUUUCUUUUAUUUGUUUUUGUUUAGUUGUUAAUUUAUUUAAUGGACAAUUGAGUGAUUCACAUUCACAAACAAAUCUUAUAAAUCAUAUUCAGAAUAAACAAACAAACUUACAAGCUGCUGGCAAUGCGAGAACAAUGAAAAUAGUAUCAGGGUCCCACAAUCAUGGAGAACCUGGAGAAUAUAAAUUGGACUUUUCUUAUUAGUUAUACUCAGCUUGAAUAUAUUACAUUGCCUAGAAAUUGCUCUUUGUGAGUUCAAUUUCCAAUCAAUUAAUUUUUACAAUUCCUUAUUCAGUGCUCACAAACAACAGGAACAGACACUGAAAUCCAUUUGUCAAAAGGUGCGGGAACGCCACUGUGAGUCCUGAUCCCAGACAGAAAGUGUUCACCUUUGACCUUCUAUCAUACACAAAUAUUGGCUUGAUAAAAAAUAACUGUAUUAGUGUUUAUUGCAGUACUUACUAUGAAGUUCAGUGCAAACUCUCUUCUGUUUUCCAUCACUUUGCAUAAAUGUCAAGAUUGGGUUUGUCCUUUAAUCCAAUUUGUGUAUUAUUUGUUUUAACUUGGGAUAUUAAAAUUUGAUCAAGCUUCUAGUUUCAAAUAUGUUACGGUGUGAGAACUAAACCUGAGAAGAAAUGGAAUCGCAAUAUAAAAAGGGAAAAAUUCAGACUCAGUAUGUUGUUGUGAAUAAGGUACGUGUGUUUGUGUGUGUGUGUGUUCACUACUCUUUCAGUCAUGCCGAUCAACCCUUUAAUGUGAAACUGAAUCAAGCUUUUCUGAAAUGAAUUAUGUUGCACUAAAUCAGUGGCAAUGUGGAGAUAAUAUGAAUGUUUUACAGUAGAAUGGAGUGUGUAUAUGUCGAAAAAACAUGACUUUUCAUGAAUAAAAUCAGCUGUCAGCAAUACUAAA
Molecule: messenger RNA, 14075 nt
Organism: Carassius gibelio (silver crucian carp)
Lineage: Eukaryota; Metazoa; Chordata; Actinopteri; Cypriniformes; Cyprinidae
Product: striated muscle preferentially expressed protein kinase
Exons: 41
Coding region: 731-11539 (3602 amino acids)
Biological process (GO): protein phosphorylation
Molecular function (GO): protein binding; protein kinase activity; ATP binding
Source: RefSeq, a predicted model, not a curated record